AUGGUCGCACCUCCACAAGCACAUCAAGGCCAACCGCAGUUGACUGCCGCGCAAAUACAACAGCAGCACCUCGAGAGUCUGCGCCGCCAAGACCUCGCCCGCCGUCAAGCGAAGAAGCCUACCGAUCGCGAGAUUCCAGACGAAGUCAGUGAGGCAAUAGUGGGAGAUGGCGUUGGUCGCUACAAGCAGCUGCGCGAAAUUGAGCGCCGGCUAGAUGCGGUCAUGAUGCGCAAGCGCCUCGACAUCAGCGACAAUCUCCAGAGACGUUACACGCGCAGAGAAGGCAUUCUGCGCAUCUGGAUCUCCAACACAGCCGAAGGGCAGCCAUGGCAGGUCAUGGAAGAAGGCACAGCGAACGAGGAUGGCAUUUUCGAGUUCGGAGAGAACCAGGCUACAUACAAGGUCAAGAUUGAGGGCCGCCUGCUUGACGAUCCCGAAGAUGAUGAGGCAGACAAGCCAGCACCACAACACCGACCACGACUGAGCACAUUCUUCAAGCAGAUCAGUAUUGACUUCGAUCGCGAUCCGAACCUUCAGCCCGAUGGCUUCAGUCAAAUUGAGUGGCGGAAGAAGCAGAUGCCUCCAGGCCAACAGCUGGAUCCGACUGAUUCCGAAAACAACUUUGACACACUAGAGUUCACGCGAAAGGCGGAUGAGAAUAUCAACAUCACCAUCAAUCUCACUCGCGACGAAAAGAGCGAGCGAUUCAAGCUCAGCCCGGAACUGGCCGAGAUUCUAGACACUGAAGAAGAAGACCGUGCGGGAGCGGUACAAGGUAUCUGGGAGUACUGCCGUGCCAUGGGCCUGCAGGAAGAUGACGACAAGAGAAAGAUCAUCUGCGAUGAGCCCUUGCGCAAGCUCUUCAAAGCCGACCAAGUCUACUUCCCAUACGUUCCCGACGCGCUUGUGGCCCACCUGCAUCCUCUUCCACCUAUCCAAUUGCAGUAUACGAUCCGUGUCGACAAGUCAUAUAUCAAAGGAGAGCGCGACGAAGACUCUUCUUCAGACGGCGACGCUACUGAGGAGCUCAAGCCAUGUCGGCCAACUGUCUAUGAUAUUCGCGUGCCGAUGCCAAACCCUCUUCAGCACCAAUUAACGCGCUUCCAAACCUCGAAGUCGCACCUUAAUGAUCUCCAGACCAUCGUCAAGAUUGACGAUGACUUGGCACUUCUGGUCCAGAAGAUCCACCAAACGAACGCGAAGCGCAAAUUCUACAACAACCUCGCCAAGGAUCCGACAUCAUUCGUCAAGCGAUGGAUCAGCAGCCAGCAGCGUGACCUCGAGAUUAUCCUUGCCGAAGCCACUCGCGGUGGUGGAGAGGAUGCUACUAACGAGGAGUUCCGUCGUGGUGGAAGAGACGGCGUAUGGGGUUCUGAGUUGGCUCGAGAAAGCGUUGGCCUUUGGCUAGCACGAAGCUCGAAGCCGCACUAG
Messenger RNA from Pseudocercospora fijiensis CIRAD86, 1431 nucleotides. RefSeq lists its product as uncharacterized. The record is from RefSeq and is a predicted model, not a curated record. Gene Ontology annotation, biological process: regulation of transcription by RNA polymerase II. Bases 1 to 1431 code for a protein of 476 amino acids. The transcript has 2 exons. Gene Ontology annotation, cellular component: nucleus; SWI/SNF complex. NCBI's taxonomy places the organism in Eukaryota, Fungi, Ascomycota, Dothideomycetes, Mycosphaerellales, Mycosphaerellaceae.